This is a messenger RNA of Arabidopsis thaliana (thale cress), 522 nucleotides long. RefSeq names its product phospholipase-like protein (PEARLI 4) family protein. NCBI's taxonomy places the organism in Eukaryota, Viridiplantae, Streptophyta, Magnoliopsida, Brassicales, Brassicaceae. The record is from RefSeq and is marked reviewed. The transcript is spliced from 2 exons. The coding region runs from base 1 to 522 and encodes 173 amino acids.
AUGUUGAAGGAAAAUAGUUGCGAGGCUAACGACAGUGACGAUGGUGAUUUUUCUCCUUCUCAAGAUUCGUCGGAAGAUGAAGAAACUGUUGAAGUCAAUGGGUUUCAUGUUCUUCCUUCACAAGAAAAUUUGGUCAGUCAAAUGUUAAAAAAACAUCCAGAUCUGACUUCAAACUUUGAUUUAAAGAAUCAACAACUUAAGAAUGCUUACAUGGAUGUCCUCGUCGACAUAAGUGAGACAUUGUCCCAGUCGACAAAGGCACUUUCCAUGGAAGACCUAGAUAAAGCAGAGAGUACGCUUUUUGAUCUUACGAAAGCAGGUUUGAAAGUGGGUUGGUUGCGUCAGAAGUUGGAUGAAGCUUACUUGAAGAAAGAGAAACAGAGAAUUAGUGGUGUCCGGAUCAGAGAACUCGAGGAACAGGUCAAUAAGCGAAAGCUUACUUUGUCCGAUUUGGAAUCCGACCUUAAAAAAGAGAAAGCAAAUCAACUGUCCAUGGCUCAAUUGAAAAAAAGAAUGGUUUGA